AUGACGGAGAACUCGGACAAAGUGCCCAUCGCCCUGGUGGGCCCCGACGACGUCGAGUUUUGCAGCCCCCCGGCGUACGCCGCCGUGACCGUGAAGCCCUCCAGCCCCGCGCGGCUGCUCAAGGUCGGAGCCGUGGUCCUCAUUUCGGGGGCGGUGCUGCUGCUCCUGGGGGCCAUCGGGGCCUUCUACUUCUGGAAGGGGAGCGACAAUCACAUUUACAAUGUCCAUUAUACCAUGAGUAUCAAUGGGAAAUUACAAGAUGGGUCAGUGGAAAUAGAUGCUGGGAACAACCUGGAGACCUUUAAAAUGGGAAGUGGAGCUGAAGAAGUGGUUGAAGUUAAUGAUUUCCAGAAUGGCAUCACAGGAAUCCGUUUCGCUGGAGGAGAGAAGUGCUACAUCAAAGCGCAGGUGAAGGCUCACAUCCCGGAGGUGGACACCCUGGCCAAGCAGAGCAUCUCCUCUGAACUGGAAGGCAAGAUCAUGCCAGUUAAAUACGAAGAAAAUUCUCUCAUCUGGGUGGCUGGAGACCAGCCCGUGAAGGACAACAGCUUCUUGAGUUCCAAAGUUUUAGAACUCUGCGGCGACCUUCCUAUUUUCUGGCUUAAAGCAACCUACCCAAAAGAAAUCCAGAGAGAAAGAAGAGAAUUGGUAAGAAAAACUGUUACCACAACGACCACAAGAAGACUACACAGUGGGCCACGGGGCAACCCAAGCCCUGGGAGACCGAGCAACGAAACCAGACCCGGCGUCCAGGAGGACACAGAGCCCUUCAAUCCAGACAACCCUUACCACCAGCAGGAAGGAGAAAGCAUGACAUUCGACCCCAGACUGGAUCAUGAAGGAAUCUGCUGUAUAGAAUGCCGGAGGAGCUACACCCACUGCCAGAAGAUCUGUGAGCCCCUGGGGGGCUAUUACCCGUGGCCUUAUAACUACCAGGGCUGCCGUUCAGCCUGCAGAGUUAUCAUGCCUUGUAGCUGGUGGGUGGCCCGCAUCAUGGGCAUGGUGUGA
Messenger RNA from Rangifer tarandus platyrhynchus (Svalbard reindeer), 1008 nucleotides. The record is from the annotation of a GenBank genome assembly. Lineage: Eukaryota; Metazoa; Chordata; Mammalia; Artiodactyla; Cervidae.